GUAAGGAUCUUUUGCCACUUGCAAACUGGAGUGUACAGAUAGAUGCAUUGGACCUCAUUUUUCCUUGAUUUUUGAACUGCUUUCCGGAGCCCCAAUAAUAUAUUUCAUUUGGUGGAUAAAGAACAGCAGCAGCAUGGUUGAAGAUAAAGAGACAAAGCAUGGAGGAAACAAGAAUGGCAAGAAAGGAGGUCUCUCCGGAAGCUCCUUUUUCACUUGGUUCAUGGUAAUCGCGUUGCUCGGAGUCUGGACUUCAGUCGCUGUCGUUUGGUUUGACCUUGUUGAUUACGAGGAAGUUCUAGCCAAAGCAAAGGACUUCCGUUAUAACUUGUCAGAGGUACUUCAAGGAAAACUAGGAAUCUAUGAUGCCGAUGGUGAUGGGGAUUUCGAUGUGGAUGAUGCCAAAGUAUUAUUAGGACUAAAAGAAAGAUCUGACACAGCGCAAUCAGCACGUGAAGACCCUGAAGGACUUCUCCAGUCAGGACAGCAGGCCACCGCCAGAUCAGAACGAAAGAGUAUCGAAGAUGAGGUGACAGAAAAAAUCCAGUCCAUUCUUAAUGAAGCAAUUCAGGCACAACAGGUUGAAGACAAACCAGAGGAAAAGGUACAUGAGCCAGCAAGAGAAGAGCAGAUAGACAAUGAUGUGAUCCAUGAAGAAGCAUUUGAAAUUCCUACCAGAGACAUUUUGAAAGAUGAGAAUUUUGAGGGCCUGGAAGCAGAAACAUUUGAUGAAGGAACAGAAGAAAGAGAUCCUGUAGAAGAGCCUGAACCAGUUUCACAUGAAUAUUAUGAUGUGGAAGAGACUGAGUAUGAACAGGUGAAUCCAGAGUACAGUGAACCAGUUCCAGAAGAUGAAAUUCUAAAACAUGAAACAGAAGACACAACAUAUCAAGACUAUGACAGACAAGAAUCAGAACAUGAAGAGUCAACUCAGACAGACGAUAGAGCCUAUGAAACACUAGAAACAGUGGAAGCAGAAGAAAUUACAGGUAUUCCUUUAGAAGCAGAGGAGUUAAGCAUUAUUUCUGUGGAAGGAAAUGUAGCCCCUGUAAAAGAACAACAGGAAGAACCAGCAGAUGCAAGUCAGAAAGAAGCGGUCUCUGAACAAAAAGAAAAAGCUAAGAAAAAGAAACCCAAACUUUUAAAUAAGUUUGACAAGACUAUUAAGGCAGAACUUGAUGCAGCAGAAAAACUACGAAAAAAGGGAAAAGUGGAGGAAGCUGUGGCGUCCUAUGAAGAGCUGGUGCGGAAGUACCCUCAGAGCCCACGAGCGAGAUACGGGAAAGCCCAGUGUGAAGACGAUUUGGCCGAGAAGAAAAGGAGCAAUGAAAUCUUGAAGAGAGCCAUUGAGACGUACGGGGAGGUGCCCAAUCUGCCCAAUGUCCCCACAGACCUGGUCAAGCUGAGUCUGAAGCGUCUUUCUGACCGGCAGCAGUUUUUAGGUCACAUGAGACGGUCCAUCGUUACUCUUCAGAGGCUGGUUCAGCUGUUUCCCAAUGACACUUCCUUCAAGAAUGACCUCGGAGUGGGGUACCUCUUGGUAGGCGAUAAUGACAAUGCUAAAAAGGUCUACGAAGAGGUUCUGAGCUUGACUCCUAAUGACGGCUUUGCCAAAGUGCAUUAUGGCUUCAUCCUGAAGGCAGAGAACAAGAUUGCCGAAAGCAUUCCUUACCUGAAGGAGGGCCUGGAGUCUGGUGACCCUGGCACUGAUGAUGGCCGUUUUUAUUUCCAUUUGGGUGACGCCAUGCAGAGAGUCGGCAACAAAGAGGCUCACAAAUGGUAUGAGCUCGGGCACAAGAGAGGCCAUUUUGCAUCCGUUUGGCAGCGUUCCCUCUACAACGUUAAUGGGCUGAAAGCCCAGCCGUGGUGGACCGCCAAGGAAACCGGCUACACCGAGUUAGUGAAGGCACUGGAGAGGAACUGGAGGCUGAUCCGUGAUGAAGGCCUGGCCGUCAUGGAUAAGACCCGAGGCCUCUUCUUGCCCGAAGAUGAGAAUCUGCGAGAAAAGGGAGACUGGAGCCAGUUCACUUUAUGGCAGCAAGGCCGGAAGAACGAAAAUGCUUGCAAGAGUGUUCCCAGGACGUGUGCGUUACUUGACAAGUUCCCGGAGACGACGGGCUGCAGGCGAGGGCAGAUCAAGUACUCUGUGAUGCACCCCGGGACCCACGUCUGGCCACACACUGGCCCCACCAACUGCCGGCUGCGGAUGCACCUGGGCCUGGUGGUGCCCCAACAAGGCUGCAGGCUGCGAUGCGCCCAGGACACCACAACAUGGGCAGAAGGGAAGGUGCUGAUCUUCGACGACUCCUUCGAGCACGAAGUGUGGCAGGAGGCCACCUCGCUGCGCCUGAUCCUCAUCGUGGAUGUGUGGCACCCGGAGCUGACAACCCAGCAGCGCCAAAGCCUCCCCGCCAUUUAACCGGGAUUUGGGGGCCCGCGCCCAUUGGCCAGUCGAUGCCCCCCAGCGUGCCUGGCAGUCGACAAGCCCACGGGCCCCUCUGCCUCAUCAGACUUGUGGUGCAAGGACUGCCCAGCUCGCAGAAGCACCAGGGCCCCACCCCAAAGCUUCUUCAUGCUCCGGGCUCCGGGGAGGAGUCCGGCCCCAUCGCACCCGAGUCAGCGCUGAUGGGGCACCGGAUCGUAUAUGCCUUGCCAGCCAAAGAUUCCUCAUCGGGAACAGGUACUUCUGUCGAUACCAACCAAUGUCCUUGGACGAGGAAAUGCAGGUAUUGUGAAUAGAUGGUUUUAUUUUGUAAUUUUUCUACCUGAUUGUAUUUUUCUAUUGCACCUUUGAUCUUUACCAUGAACCACUACUUCUGGCUUUGGGUCAUUUUCACAAAGAAAGCAUGGAGUGCCCUGAACCUCCAGCUGUGGGCUCUGGCACACAGGCAAGCUGUGGCUUUUCUCCUCCCAACUAGUUCCUUUGGGUGCUCUAUCCCCUGCAGUAAAGAUGUGGUUGAGUCUUCUCUGGGGAAUGGAGGAUAUGAAGCCCUCUGGCUGGAGCUCUUGCUCGCUUAUACCUUGUAUCCUAGGGUCUCCCACCGUCUCUCUCUGGGCAGGUGGUGGAAGAGCUUGUCGGGGUAAUCUUCCCUGCCCCUCCCCAAUCCCUCCAGGAAAAUAAUCAGUAACUGAGUCCCAAACCCACUUAGUAAUGACCAAGAUUUAUUGAAAAGCAAAUCUCCUUAUCGUGCCUCCUUAAGCCUACUGCAAAAGGUCCUUCUGGGGAGGGUCGGCUCACAGCUGCCCUCCUUGAUCCAGUGCAUGCCCGAGCACAACCAGGAACUGCCCCUCUUGCAGGGGUAGAUUAGGAUACGGGGGCAGUUGAGGCAAAUUGAAAUACACUGUGAACCCUCUCCUCUCAGAGAGGUGACCUCUCCCUCUUCCUUGAAAGAUCUCACCUCUUCCCAACACAUUGCAUUUGGCCGGGAAACAGCCAAUAGAGGAAGCAGCAGUUGAGUUAUCUUCAAGGCAGAGGCCCUAGUUAAUAUCAGAGGCUCAACUGACAAUUCUAAUUUUUUUCCAGAGAGGAUUAAGUCAUUCAUAUUCAGGGCCACAGUAUCAGGGCAGCAAAGCAUUCUGUUCUCCCCUAAGCCAGGGCACUGUUACGAACGCAUUCGCUGAACAGUGCAGCUCCAUUGGCUCUUGCACUGUGCCAGUCCCUUGGUGAGUGCCACUAUGAACAAAGGCUACUGAAAGAGCUCCUCCAGCAAGGAGGAAAAGCACGAUUCCCGUUACUGGGAAUGUGCAGCCCUAACUGCCUCAUUGGGAAAUCCCAAGACAUAACCCCUUCCAAUUCCAGAGGGUCACAGUAUUUCUAGGCAGUAGUCACACAGUGUGUCCCAGGCAGCCUGAUAAAUGAGGUUCCCACAAAUCAUGGGGUUCUGAGGAUAGAACCUAAAGCUGAUGAAUUAUUGAUGAGUUUUUUGAAGUGUUGAAAAUGGAAAGUUAUUUCAAUAAACAAGUCUGGAAUUUUCUA
This is a messenger RNA of Tachyglossus aculeatus (Australian echidna), 3973 nucleotides long. RefSeq names its product aspartate beta-hydroxylase (gene ASPH). The record is from RefSeq and is a predicted model, not a curated record. The transcript has 27 exons. Gene Ontology annotation, biological process: peptidyl-aspartic acid hydroxylation. Lineage: Eukaryota; Metazoa; Chordata; Mammalia; Monotremata; Tachyglossidae. The coding region runs from base 134 to 2416 and encodes 760 amino acids. Gene Ontology annotation, cellular component: endoplasmic reticulum; membrane. Gene Ontology annotation, molecular function: protein binding; peptidyl-aspartic acid 3-dioxygenase activity.